AUUUCGUCUUUAAAUACGGACACUAGACCAGAGGCCUACCUGUAACCUGUUCGUCCAGCUCCAAAGUCUCAGGCGCACGCGCACUGACAGCAGCAGACAGGGCGAGCAUGGCGGCGGCGGCGAACAACGGCGGCGAGGGCGGCGACGGCUUCGACGUGAUCGUGGUGGGGGCCGGGAUCAUGGGCAGCUGCGCGGCGUACGCGGCGUCGACCCGCGGCGGCGCGCGCGUGCUGCUCCUGGAGCGGUUCGACCUGCUCCACCACCGGGGCUCGUCGCACGGCGAGUCCCGCACCAUCCGCGCCACGUACCCGCAGGCGCACUACCCGCCCAUGGUCCGCCUCGCCGCGCGCCUCUGGGACGACGCCCAGCGCGACGCCGGCUACCGCGUGCUCACCCCGACGCCGCACCUCGACAUGGGCCCCCGCGCCGACCCCGCGCUCCGCGCCUCCAUCGUGAACGGCGCCGCCACCGAGGUCGCCUCCGACGCGGCGGCGCCGUGGCCGUGGUCCGGGGUGUUCAGGCUGCCCGAGGGGUGGACGGCGGCGACGAGCGAGAUCGGCGGCGUGAUGAAGGCGACCAAGGCGGUGGCCAUGUUCCAGUCGCUCGCCGCCAAGAACGGCGCCGUCGUGCGGGACAGGACGGAGGUUGUCGGCAUCGCCAAGCAAGGAGACGGAUCGAUCGUGGUGAAGACAUCGAGCGGCGAGGAGUUCCAUGGCGCCAAGUGCAUCAUCACGGUGGGCGCCUGGGCCAGCAAGCUGGUGAGGUCGGUCGCCGGCGUCGACCUGCCGGUGCAGCCGCUGCACACGCUCAUCUGCUACUGGCGGGCGAGGCCCGGCCGCGAGCACGAGCUCACGCCGGAGUCCGGCUUCCCGACGUUCGCCAGCUACGGCGACCCGUACAUCUACAGCACGCCGUCGAUGGAGUUCCCGGGGCUGAUCAAGGUGGCCGCCCACGGCGGCCCGCCGUGCGACCCGGACCGCCGGGACUGGCUCGCCGGCGCCGGCGCCGGCCUGGUCGAGCCGGUGGCGCGGUGGAUCGACGAGGUCAUGCCGGGCCACGUCGACACCGCCGGCGGGCCGGUCAUCCGGCAGCCGUGCAUGUACUCCAUGACCCCCGACGAGGACUUCAUCAUCGACUUCGUCGGCGGGGAGCUCGGGAAGGACGUCGUGGUCGGCGCCGGGUUCUCCGGCCAUGGCUUCAAGAUGGGGCCCGCCGUCGGGAGGAUCCUCGCCGAGAUGGCCUUGGACGGCGAGGCCAGGACGGCGGCGGAGGCCGGAGUAGAGCUCCGGCAUUUCAGGAUUGGGCGUUUCGAGGACAAUCCAGAGGGAAAUCUCGCGGAAAAUAAGGUCAAAAAUUAGGUCCUCACAGGUAUGGUCGCCUGCGAAAAUUGGUGCAACGUGUGAAAUGUGGUUAUCAGUAGGGGGUUUGUUUACCGUAAAUCUAUUGAACAUUGUAUUUCAUAACUUCUAUGUGUGCUUUAUACUCUUGGAUAUUGGUAGAUUGUAAUAAUUUGCAUCUUCUCUGUCCUUGUGUAUAAGAUUCAAAAUAAAGUUGUUCUGUUGCAUUUCUUCA
This is a messenger RNA of Oryza sativa Japonica Group (Japanese rice), 1572 nucleotides long. RefSeq names its product probable sarcosine oxidase. The record is from RefSeq and is a predicted model, not a curated record. Gene Ontology annotation, molecular function: sarcosine oxidase activity; flavin adenine dinucleotide binding. NCBI's taxonomy places the organism in Eukaryota, Viridiplantae, Streptophyta, Magnoliopsida, Poales, Poaceae.